Molecule: messenger RNA, 4827 nt
Organism: Ictidomys tridecemlineatus (thirteen-lined ground squirrel)
Lineage: Eukaryota; Metazoa; Chordata; Mammalia; Rodentia; Sciuridae
Source: RefSeq, a predicted model, not a curated record
UUACAGAUGACCAUGGAUGAAAAAUACGUAAACAGCAUUUGGGACCUUCUGAAAAAUGCAAUUCAAGAAAUCCAGCGUAAGAAUAACAGUGGUCUUAGUUUUGAGGAGCUCUAUAGAAAUGCAUAUACAAUGGUUUUGCAUAAACAUGGAGAAAAGCUCUACACUGGACUAAGAGAAGUUGUUACCGAACAUCUCAUAAAUAAGGUGCGAGAAGAUGUACUAAAUUCAUUGAAUAACAACUUUCUUCAAACACUAAAUCAAGCUUGGAAUGAUCAUCAAACAGCUAUGGUGAUGAUUAGAGACAUACUAAUGUAUAUGGACCGUGUAUACGUACAACAAAAUAACGUAGAGAAUGUCUACAAUUUGGGAUUAAUUAUUUUUCGAGAUCAAGUUGUACGUUAUGGGUGUAUUAGAGAUCAUCUUCGGCAAACUCUAUUGGAUAUGAUUGCAAGAGAGCGGAAAGGAGAAGUUGUAGACAGAGGCGCAAUAAGAAAUGCUUGCCAGAUGUUAAUGAUUUUAGGUCUCGAAGGAAGAUCUGUCUAUGAAGAAGAUUUUGAAGCUCCUUUUUUGGAAAUGUCUGCAGAAUUUUUUCAGAUGGAAAGCCAGAAAUUUUUAGCAGAAAACAGUGCUUCAGUAUAUAUAAAGAAAGUAGAAGCUAGAAUUAAUGAAGAAAUAGAACGGGUGAUGCACUGCCUUGACAAAUCAACCGAAGAGCCCAUUGUAAAGGUAGUUGAGAGAGAACUUAUUUCCAAGCACAUGAAGACUAUAGUAGAAAUGGAGAAUUCUGGGCUAGUACAUAUGUUAAAAAAUGGAAAGACAGAAGACCUUGCUUGUAUGUACAAGUUAUUUAGUCGUGUGCCAAAUGGUUUGAAGACAAUGUGUGAAUGUAUGAGUUCUUAUUUACGGGAGCAAGGUAAAGCCCUUGUUUCUGAGGAGGGAGAAGGAAAGAAUCCAGUUGACUAUAUUCAAGGCUUAUUGGACCUGAAGAGUAGAUUUGAUCGCUUCCUUCAGGAAUCAUUUAAUAAUGACCGGCUCUUUAAACAGACUAUUGCUGGUGAUUUUGAGUAUUUCCUUAACCUCAACUCCAGGUCUCCCGAAUACCUCUCAUUAUUUAUUGAUGAUAAGCUGAAAAAGGGAGUCAAAGGGCUAACAGAACAAGAAGUAGAAACAAUAUUGGAUAAGGCAAUGGUCCUUUUUAGGUUUAUGCAAGAAAAAGAUGUAUUUGAACGUUAUUAUAAACAACACCUGGCAAGGAGACUUCUGACGAAUAAAAGUGUUUCUGAUGACUCUGAAAAAAAUAUGAUAUCUAAAUUAAAGACUGAAUGCGGAUGUCAGUUUACUUCAAAACUGGAAGGAAUGUUUAGGGAUAUGAGCAUCUCAAACACAACAAUGGAUGAAUUCAGGCAACAUCUACAGGCAACUGGGGUAUCUUUAGGUGGUGUUGAUCUCACAGUCCGGGUGCUCACGACUGGAUAUUGGCCCACUCAGUCAGCCACACCAAAGUGCAACAUCCCACCAGCACCAAGACAUGCUUUUGAAAUAUUUAGAAGGUUCUACCUAGCCAAACACAGUGGUCGACAGCUCACACUCCAGCAUCAUAUGGGUUCUGCAGAUCUCAAUGCCACUUUUUAUGGUCCAGUUAAAAAGGAAGAUGGAUCUGAAGUUGGUGUUGGAGGUGCACAAGUAACUGGCUCAAAUACACGGAAGCAUAUAUUGCAAGUUUCCACUUUCCAGAUGACCAUAUUAAUGCUCUUUAAUAAUAGAGAAAAAUACACAUUUGAGGAAAUUCAACAAGAAACAGAUAUCCCCGAAAGAGAGCUGGUUAGAGCCCUACAGUCCCUCGCCUGUGGUAAACCAACACAGCGGGUUCUUACGAAAGAACCAAAGUCAAAGGAAAUAGAAAAUGGUCACAUAUUUACAGUUAAUGAUCAGUUCACAUCCAAACUACACAGAGUCAAGAUUCAGACAGUUGCUGCCAAACAAGGUGAAUCAGACCCAGAAAGGAAAGAAACAAGGCAGAAAGUAGAUGAUGACAGAAAACAUGAGAUAGAAGCUGCUAUAGUGCGAAUAAUGAAAUCUAGAAAGAAGAUGCAGCACAAUGUUUUAGUAGCAGAGGUAACUCAGCAGUUGAAGGCACGAUUCUUACCAAGUCCAGUUGUUAUUAAGAAACGUAUUGAAGGACUUAUUGAGAGAGAAUAUUUGGCACGAACACCUGAGGAUCGCAAAGUAUACACAUAUGUAGCAUAAAAUGUGUUCAGAAAUUUGAUUUAUUCUUGGACUGUAUUCUUCGCAUGGACUGGGAAGUUCUUUUAAAUCAUUAAUAUUAAGACGACCAUCUCUUCUAUUAAAUUACAGUACCGUGUUCUAGACCAUUCAGAUCAAGCCUUUACUCCCUUUGAGAGUUUUCAACAUCAAAUUGAUUGAGCUUCAGGCUUUACGACGUUUAUCCCCGUAGAGAUCAUCUUUACAGUUUCUCGGGAAAAUGUGAAUGUGCCGCGUUUUGUUUUCAAUACUGUAUGAAAACAGGAAAAAAUAAAACAAAACUUUAGAAAAUACAGCUCAUUAAAAUAAAAUUGUUGGAUUUCACUUCCCCAGGUCUUCAGUGUUGAUGUAAAUGUGUUUCUGUAGUGUUGCUUAUUAGCACUUUGCUCAUUGUGUAAGUUGGGUAACAAAAAUGGCAAAAGAAAUGCAAAAUUCCCAGUUAUCUUGCUCUGCUUAAAACAUUUCUUUAGCUAGUCUUAUUUAAUUUAAAGAUUUGAUAACUACACAAAGACCCGAGCUUAGAAUUUGAGCAUGCUUCAUCCUACCACUUGCACUUACUAAUCUCAUAGCCUUAUGACCAAGAACCUUUGUUUUGGGCUCAAUACAUACCCUGAUUUGUUUUUUCUCUAUUGUAAUUUGAGAUUUCCCAAAGUCUUAUAAUGAUUAGGUUUUGUUCUGAGUUAUUUCUAGAGAAAGAAAAUAUUUUAGUAUGUAUAAAUUGUACAAUAAUUUUUUUGCUGUUGUACUCACUGCUAAUAGUGGAUUGUAUAGGGUGGUGUUUUUCUUUCAUUUAUUGUGGACAAAAAUAAAUGAAUUUAGUAUAUACAUGCCCACUAAUUCAAGUAUGUCAGAGCACAAAGUUGGCAGCUGGUUAUAUUUAAUUCGUCCCCUUUGAAAAGCACAUGCAGUCUAUAGUUUGUUUAUAAAUACCUUAGGUUCCCUCCAUACACACACUUUAAAUAUAUAUUUUGGUGAAGCUGUAGUACACUUAAUUUUCUGUCUUGAAAUGCAGUCUAAUGAUGCAAUAAAUAAAUAUCACCUUGAUAGUUUUAACAAAAUCUUUAGUUCCUUACAGCUAUGUUUUGGAAAGUGAUUAAGCAAUAUUUUAAAAACCUGAUGAUUCUUGGAUAUUUAAUAGCUAUUAUCCUGAAGAGUCAUAAUUUCAUGUUUUCAAAGGUGUGCUUUGUGCUGAAGAUUCAUGUCAGUUAUCCUGUGCUUCCAACCAUCACCAAUGUUUUUUACCAAAUUGAUCUGCCAAGGAUUAUAGUUUGCUUUAUUUUAACGUCAGAAUAUUUUUAUGGUCAGUUUUAUUUAAUUUUGUUCUCAUAAGACAAUGGUUCAGAUAUGUAAGUGGGGAGAACCACUAUAGAUUUCCUAUGGAUAGAAUAAUGAAAUGUUGUAAGUUCAAAUAACCAACCCUCCAUUGAAUAUCCAUACUGUUGAUACAUUUAUUAGGCUGUAUGUCUCAGAAGACAAUUUCUGUUUAAAUUGAUGAUAAAGUUACAACAACUGAAUUCUAAUAUGGAUUAAAAACUACACAUAAAUAUUUUUCCCCACGUGUCUUGGGUUAUAAUUUUCUUUUUAGAUUUGCAUAUGUCUUUAUAGCAUUCAGUUUUGUCUCCAUUGAACUGUAGAAUUAUAAACCUUAUGCUCUUAAUCUCUACAUUUUCCACUUUUACAUGAUGCAAUUAAGAUGCCAAUGAAAAAUAUGAACAUUUUCCUCAGGACAACUUUCACCAUACUUGAGCGGUGAUGAGUCAGAUGCUACUACCUUCAAACACUGAAGAAUUUCACGUCCUGAUUUGUUUGAAAUUUUCUAGGAAAGGUGUUUGUCUACGGGAAGGUAUUAGUAUUUCAAGUUUUGAGUGUUUUUUAUUGGUCUUAAUUCCCAAUUAGAUGAUCUAUAACACCUUGAAAAAUAGAACAGCUCAGAUUGUUAAGUUAAUAAACCUAGUUAUUCAAAGUCUAAAUUGAGACAUUAAAAGGAAAUGUUAAGUGUUUAAAAAUCAUUAAAUUUAUGUCAUUGUCUCAAGUGUGGCUAUACAAACCAGGUCUAGAAUUAAGAGACAUAUAGGUUUGAUGUUUAUGCUUAGAAAUGCUUGCUAAUAUAUUGAAUCACUUUUCUGAAUUGCAGUAGAGUUAAGUGGUUGGGGAAUAUUAGUGAUGCUACCUUGAAAAACAAAGCUCACCUAAAAAUAUGUUUUAGUUCCUAAGUAUUAUUUCAGUUCCUAAGAUACAUUUUGAUAUUUGUUUUCAGCAAGAGAUGGUUGAUGGUACUUUUCUCCACUUAAUGUUUUAAAUUUGAAAGAAUAAUGCAUCCUAACCAGUCAUGUUAGUGUGAAUAAAUUUUGGUGACUUACUUGAAGUUUUAAAAAGGGUGAAUACAUAGUUUUCCAACUGAAAAAAUGAUGUAAUCUCUGUUCAGCAAUUGUAAAAUUGUAAUACUCUUCUAUCAUUUUUAAUCUAGAACAGUGUUUACUUUGAAUUGUUACAUUUAAAGGUUGAGAGUUCACUGCAGUGAGCGAACACACAGCCUCACAAAAUAAAAGGUGGUUGUGAUUGCAA